ACAACAAGAGUUAAGGCCUUUUUUGGUGUGCUGUUUAGGAAAUACAUUGCUUGUUUCAUUGUUUAGAUGGUAGAAUGGUUGAAUGUAGUAAGAUUAAUUUGAAGUUUCUGUACGAUUUGGAACAAAAGGAGAAAAGUGCAUUAAUUGACUGGUGUGAAAAUGAAGGUUUACUUAGUAGCCAUUUUCGGGACAGUCCGGAAUACGUAGAAUGUUUUUUACUCUUAUUUUUGUGAAUUUACGUGGCGACGUCGAUAUACGGAUUCUAGUUCAGAUAAUUUUAGGAAGUUUUUGGGAUGCUGUUAAGGAAUUUUGUGUGUCACAGAGAACUUCAAGACACUAUGGAAACAUUUUCUGAGUCCACUGUUGUGUUUACUGAGUUAUUGUUUGACACCGAACGAUACCAAUUCAUAGUUGGAGCAAGGGAUUGCAUAUAUCGAUUGAGCCUUGAAGGUUUGAGGGUAUUAGAAAAAGCAGCUUGGCCAGCUCCUGAACGGGAUAUUAAUACAUGUAUUCAGAAAGGACAGUCUGAGGAAGACUGUCACAAUUACAUACGGGUCUUGCUAAUGCAUAAUAACAGGUUAUUUAUCUGUGGAACAAAUGCAUUCUCACCUGAAUGUUCAUGGCGAGAUGUUAAUUCCCUCCAUACUGUGCACGAGUGGAAAUCUGGACUAGCUAAAUGCCCGAGUAAUCCUCAUACUAAUAGUACAGCUCUUAUGACAUCUGAAGGAGAUUAUUAUUUAGCAUCUGCCUUGGAUUUUUCAUCCCAGAACUAUGCUAUCGUUCGUAUAAUGGGAACUGAGCCAUUUCUGCGGACUGUACAGUAUGAUCCCAAAUGGCUGAAUG
This is a messenger RNA of Stegodyphus dumicola, 843 nucleotides long. RefSeq names its product Semaphorin 5c (gene Sema5c). Lineage: Eukaryota; Metazoa; Arthropoda; Arachnida; Araneae; Eresidae. Gene Ontology annotation, biological process: semaphorin-plexin signaling pathway; neural crest cell migration; axon guidance. Gene Ontology annotation, molecular function: chemorepellent activity; semaphorin receptor binding. Gene Ontology annotation, cellular component: plasma membrane. The record is from RefSeq and is a predicted model, not a curated record.